CCCGCUUCUCCUAAUCACAACCACUGAACUCCAUUGCUUUCCACCCCUCAACACCACUGCACCGAUACACGACACCCGUCUCACUGACUCGGGCAAAGUGCUGGUUUGAGUUGGCUUCUUUUGUUUUGGCCUUCCUAUAGCUCUCCCCCGAGUUUGCCUGCAACCUGGCCACCGGAUAUCCGCACGAGCCAGAUUCGAGCCAAGAAGAAAGGGAUACAUCCAAAGCGACGUCGGCGCCUUCGUUUCCUUCCACUUGUAUUCCCAAGGUGUUCUCCGGAUCACAGAACUUCCACAAUCAUACGGAUUAUAGCAGCCUGGGAAUCCCCUCGGGUUGACGCAUAUUCCGUGUGAAGUGCCUCGGCGGCUGGCGCUCCUUCGAAAGUUGAUAGCAUCUUGUCUUGGGUACUAUGUAAUAUCCUGAAGAGCACACGAGCAAGUCACAAGAAUGUCCUCCGCCGAUACGGUGUCGGUGUCGCCCGCAUAUCGAAGCGAACGGAGAAUCCAUCCACUGCCCAAGAGAUCACUCAGAGACCGUUUAACCCCCGAAGCCGCGGAGUCGAUUCAAUACCCCCCAGCUCCUUCGAUCUCUACGUCCUUGUUCCCGAGUCUGUAUAGUAUCCGAGAUGACGAACCAGACCAGACUUCGACUCCCCCUCGCGAGCGACUCACCGAGGCUGCCCCGCGCCAGUCAAGAAGAGAUGGUCCACUAGCAGAAAGUGGGGGAUAUACUGCUGCGUCGAGACAAGGCAUACCGGAGCGCGGACACAGCUUGCUCGAUGACGGGAUCUCUGAUCCAUCGAACCGCAAGGGUCAUCAGUCACCGAGGACUGAAAAUGAAGAGAGAUCGGUCAAUUCGCAAGCUACUGUCUCCGCGGCAUCAGCAAUCGAUGGCUAUGACUCCUUCGAAAACACAAACAAUAAGAAAAAGAGGAAAAUCCCUACGGCGGGUGAUGCAGCUCUUGGCGGGGUUCAUGUUGGCAUAGAUGCUGGCUUCGGAACCACAUCUGUUCAGGCGUCUGAAGGUCAUGGGGAAGCCACGUCUUCGAGCUCGGCGUCUCAGUAUGGUUCCGGGGGUUAUAUGCCAGGCUUGCAGAACGUGCCUGGUCCUGGAAGAGGUAGAUAUGGCAGACCGCGCAACGGCAGAAGCCCGCUCAGGCCCUUGUCGGACUCGAACACCAACUGGCCCGGAAGAGGCGGGAAGCUGCGCUCUGUUCCAUGGUCAACCAGUUCAGCCGAGAACCAGGGGAUCAUCUCCAGCGCCAUAGCGAAAGCAGAGAAGCUAAACCCACCACAUGCGGGGUCUGAAAGUACAAGUCUCUUGCAGAAUUCAUUGUCACCGAAACGCCCUGCAUCAGCACAGUUCACGUUUACCGCUCCUGGUCCUAAUGCACUCUCUUGGCCUGGCUCUGAUCGACGAAUCAACAUGCCAACCCCGUCAGCGGCUCGACAAGGGCAGGAAAAUUGGCAGCGUGCUGCUCCGGGUGGUCAGGCAGCUAAUGCCCACCCUCUUUCAUCGGGAACAGGCACCGCAGCGAAGGAUGCACAAGGCAAAAGUGGCGCUGGAGGCCAAGGGCAGCAAGGCCCGGCACCUAAAACCACCAGGAGGAGUGCUGCUAAAGAGUAUGCCGCCGCGGCCAGACAACGGCGCCGGGAGACGCAAUUACGGAAUAAGCGUCACCCUCCUAAGCCUGAAGAUAUUUGGAUUUGCCACUUUUGUGAGUACGAGUCGAUCUUCGGGCACCCUCCCGAAGCUUUGGUCCGUCAAUAUGAGAUCAAGGCCCGCAAGCAACGCCAGUUGGAACAACAGCGGAAGGCUCAGUGGGAAAGGCUCAAGAAGGGCAAGCACAAGGGGAAGAAAAACAGCAAAUUGCCUACCAAGGGUCACGAUGGUGUUCAGGAUGCCCAUCAACCUUCGGGCGGCCAUGGUGGUCCGAUGAACUGCGAUUAUAGUCAAGGCACUCAGAGCGAGGAGUACUUUGACGACGAUGAUUACGAGGAAGACGACUACGACCCGGACGAAGAUCUGCCGCCAGAGAACGGGCUGGAAGCCGAACGACAUGAACGUGUUCCAGAUCACGUUGCCCGCGUCUCGACGGUACCUGAUGGGGGCGGGACGUAGCCCAGGCUAUUGUGGCCAUGCCACCUCCCUGCCCCCUAUUCUUUGUAACAUUAGUCUGCAGCAAUAUUAGCGUGAUUUUAUACCCUGUUCUGGAUUUUAUGACGGUGAUGGAGAGGAGGGCGCAGAUGUCGGGGUGGUCACAGCGACUAGAGAGGAUCGAUCAGAGGAUCGACUCUUGCCGCUUUGGCGUCAGGAGCCAGUGCUCCGGUGACGUGGCGAGGGGUUUGACGAAGAGUACGGGCGAUACGGCUCAGCGAGAACAGGAGAAACUGAACUGUUAAACAACAGCAGCUUAAGGCUCGCAGUUACUUAUACAACCAAGCGCACACCGCUUACUCGGUCGGCUCACGCAAUAUCGAAAUACGACCGAACAGCCACGAUGAACAAACUUAACAAACGCGGUUUCCUGGUAUACAGCUUACUAUGCACACGCUAGGUGAGGGUCAAGACGGAAAGAGAGGAACGCAUGAGUUUAGGUGUAUUUUUGGGGGCUCGGUGGGAGCCUGGGUGAUGGGGUGCUCGUUGACGGCAACACAAAUGAGCUUUGUUAGAUGUAGAAGGAGAGGACGAUAAUGGCCAUAAGCAACAACAACGUACUACCUAGGCUAUCGCAAAUGCAUAGGGAUAGAGGGAGGUCUCGAACAGAAAGAUGACAUACACCUAUUGUCGGAAGAAGGAAAACCACGAUUAUAGAUAGCUUGAAUACAAUGUUGUGUCUUGGUG
Messenger RNA from Neurospora crassa OR74A, 2842 nucleotides. RefSeq lists its product as hypothetical. The record is from RefSeq and is a predicted model, not a curated record. The transcript has 4 exons. Bases 446 to 2119 code for a protein of 557 amino acids. Lineage: Eukaryota; Fungi; Ascomycota; Sordariomycetes; Sordariales; Sordariaceae.